AUAUGCAAUACCAAGCAAUUCCAACAUGUUAGCAGUUCUUCGCUUAGCCAAACAUAAAGUCGCGUCGGUUGGAAAAUAAACAAAUCAAAAUUAAAGAAUAAAAACUCAAUUAAUUGCACGCAGAGUAUAAGAUAUCACUGCAGAGGAUACUGCGGGAACGUAUUUGAAGAUCCUUUGUUUACAAUUUUCUCGAAGAGCAAAGGAAGCUUUUACUGUCUGCAACAAUGGCGGUGUCUCAGCCCAGCAGAUCAAGAGACCUCGAUAAGCUUCUCCUCCGCCCUGGUCACCUCGUUGGCCCGACCUUUGAGCCUGGCCCAGAACUGAGGGAGGGCAUGAAAGAGAUAGUGAAGGUGUUGGUGGUGGGAGCUGGUGGGCUGGGCUGCGAAGUGCUAAAGGACUUGGCUUUAACUGGCUUUCGGAACCUUGAUGUAAUCGAUAUGGAUCGGAUUGAGGUCACCAACCUUAAUCGCCAGUUCCUCUUCAGACUUGAAGAUGUAGGAAAGCCAAAGGCUGAAGUAGCUGCAAAACGAGUUAUGGAAAGAGUUAAUGGUGUAAAUAUCACACCUCAUUUCUGUCGCAUUGAAGACAAACCAGAUAUCUUUUAUAGUGACUUCGGCAUAAUUGUCCUUGGGCUCGAUUCCAUUGAGGCUCGGAGCUACAUAAAUAAAGUAGCUUGUGGGUUUCUAGAGUAUGAUUCUGAUGAUAAUCCUCGACAAGAAACUGUCAUACCUAUGGUGGAUGGUGGAACUGAAGGAUUCAAGGGCCACGCCAGGAUUAUAAUUCCAGGAACAACCCCAUGUUUCGAGUGCACCAUUUGGCUAUUUCCACCGCAAGUAAAAUUCCCUCUAUGUACUUUAGCAGAAACUCCAAGAAAUGCUGCUCAUUGUAUUGAAUAUGCCCAUUUAAUUAAAUGGAAUGAGGUCCAUGGUCGCAAAAGCUUUGAUCCAGAUAACCCUGAAGACAUGCAAUGGGUUUAUUUAGAGGCUGUCCAGAGGGCUGAACUUUUUGGAAUUCCUGGAGUUACAUAUUCUUUGACUCAGGGUGUGGUGAAAAAUAUUAUUCCUGCUAUAGCUUCCACGAAUGCUAUUAUCUCAGCUGCUUGUGCUUUGGAGACCUUGAAAAUUAUUUCUGGAUGCAGCAAGCCACUGUCUAAUUACUUAACGUAUAAUGGAGUCGAAGGUCUUCAUAUUAAAGUUACAGAGUUUGUGAAGGAUGCAGAUUGCCUUGUCUGUGGUCCUGGUGUUCUAAUCGAGUUGGAGAAGUCUGUUACUUUAAAAAAGUUCAUCGAUCAACUAGAAGAUCACCCUCGUCUGCUCCUGACUAGAGUGAGCGUCUCAUACGGGAGGAAAAAGUUAUACAUGCAGGCACCUCCUGAAUUAGAAAAGGACACUCGAUCUAACCUAGAUAUUCCUCUAUUCGAUCUUAUGAAUAGAGUAUCCAGGGAUACUAUUAAUGUUAAUGGCAUGGCGUGUAAGGGUGACAAGAAGCAAUCUUGUAUGAGGAUCCUACGUAUUGCAUUCAAGGGGGUUGACGGAAUUGCAGAUAUUGACAUGGCUGGUGGGGCAUAACCUCUCCAUUCCAUCACAAGAGGUACUGAAAUUGUUCAUCCAUUUGCAUAGUAGCGUAGAUGUUCCUUUUCGAUCUCAUAAUUUGUGUCAGUAUAUGAAGAAUUCAUGAAAAGCAGGAUUCUGAUCGCUUAGCAUCCUCUCAAUUUUCUUAUGUUAGGGAACUUACUUCAUCAACUGAUACAUCAAUGAAAUUGAGAUUUUGCUUC
This is a messenger RNA of Salvia miltiorrhiza (redroot sage), 1774 nucleotides long. RefSeq names its product NEDD8-activating enzyme E1 catalytic subunit. Gene Ontology annotation, biological process: protein neddylation. The coding region runs from base 225 to 1568 and encodes 447 amino acids. Lineage: Eukaryota; Viridiplantae; Streptophyta; Magnoliopsida; Lamiales; Lamiaceae. The record is from RefSeq and is a predicted model, not a curated record. The transcript has 9 exons. Gene Ontology annotation, cellular component: cytoplasm; nucleus. Gene Ontology annotation, molecular function: NEDD8 activating enzyme activity.